CUCAUCAACAACAAUGUCUUCUUCUUCACUUACACUCUUCUUCUUCUUCUUCUUUGCUUCCACAUUCCUCUACACAUCAACAAACUCAUUCAACAUCACAAACAUCUUAAACCAGAACAAUGAGUUCUCCACUUUCAACAACCUUCUCACCCAAACCAACCUCGCCUCCGCCAUCAACUCCCGUCAAACCAUAACCGUCCUCGCCCUUUCCAACGACGCAGUGUCCCACUUCUCCGACCAAUCAGCCGAAGACAACAAGAAAGUCCUCAGCCUCCUCAUCAUUUUAGAUUACUACGACAUCAAGAAACUCAGAAGCCUGAACAAAAAAUCAGUAAUACUCACCACUCUCUUCCAAGCAAGCGGCCAAGCCAAAGGCGAACAAGGGUUCGUAAACGCAACCGUUAUGGACAACGGUGACGUUAUGUUUGGAUCUGCGGUUCCUGGAUCUAUCCUUGACUCUAAGCUUAUAGACUCUGUUGCCACACAUCCAUAUAACAUCUCGGUGCUUCAUAUUGAUAGUUCCAUACGUUUCAUGAAUCCUGAUGGUUCUUUUGAUGUUGGUUCAUCAUCUAAACCACUUCCUCCACAACCUCCUAAUGAUGAUGAUUAUGAAUUUGACGAGCCACCAUCCCCACCUUCCUCUACUACUAAGCCCGUUGUUGCUGAUGCUACUGCCGCUACUGCUAAGCCACCUUCUGCUGCUACCGCUAAGCCACCUUCUGCUGCAAAAGCCAACUCAACAAGUGGGGUUUCAGCGAUUAGUACUCCUAACUUUGCGUCUGCGUUCGUGAUCUCAUCAUUUUGGUUGUUCAUGACGGUCUGGUGAUGUGAUGGUUAAGACUUGACGGCCAUGAAUAACAGAAUGCAAGAAUCAAAAAUAUCAGAUCAGCUUUUUGAGAGCCAGAAAAAAAAGAGGAGAUUGGAAGCAAAGCUUUUUCACCCAAAACACAAAGAACACUUCAAGCUUCAGAAGUUCUAUGGAAUAAGGCAACAAUAUCUCUAGAAGAAAUAAAGUGAUUGAUGAUUCAAUAAGGAGAGAGGAAGUUGUAAAACUCAAAAGCUGUUUAUUUAUUUGGAUGCUUGGAUAAGUUGUAAGAGAUUUUAAUUGGAAGCCAAUAAAGAAAACACAAACUUGCAAGGCU
This is a messenger RNA of Brassica napus (rape), 1142 nucleotides long. RefSeq names its product fasciclin-like arabinogalactan protein 14. The transcript has a single exon. NCBI's taxonomy places the organism in Eukaryota, Viridiplantae, Streptophyta, Magnoliopsida, Brassicales, Brassicaceae. The coding region runs from base 14 to 826 and encodes 270 amino acids. The record is from RefSeq and is a predicted model, not a curated record. Gene Ontology annotation, cellular component: plasma membrane.